UGGUAUAAGUUCUCAAUGUGCCUAACUUGUAUCUGAAGACGCGACGUUACAAUAAGUCUGUUACAAUCUCUUGAAAUGUCAGUUGAAAAGUGCUGCAUCACUUUAUUCAAUACUUUCUAGUUAUCAAUUAUAUUAAUAUCUUGCAUGUGCGCAAAUUGUAAUAAAAAAGAGCUGUACAUUUCUAUCAACGAAGUUUGAGUAAUACAUUAUAUUAUUGUUGUGUAAGAAGAAAUUACUUGAGUGAUUUUCAAGAUUAGCAAGAGCCGGAUAGUAAGAAUCUUGCACCUAAUCGGAGGGGGUCCCCAUUCAAAAUUACAUCAGUCAAACUCCACUCCAUUGUUGCAAAGAUGGGGAAGAUAUAUGAGCGUCGUCUGAAACAGCCAACGCCAAAUGUAUCUGUGGCAGAUGUCAUAUUGAACAAAUUGCGCGAAAACAGCAACCGUGUUUAUGCAAUAGAUGGAUCAACCGGCAAUCGGAUGACAUAUAGAGAACUACUCCAGAAAAGCGUGAAGUUCGCGAAAUUUUUACAAAAAAUUGGCAUAAAAAUCGGGGAUACAAUUGGUAUUGCAACUGAAAAUCGAUUGAAUUGGUUUAUACCAGUUUACGCGAGUAUUUAUCUCGGUGCUAUAGUUGCACCGUACAAUCCUAUCUACACGGAAUAUGAAUUUCUGCACAUAUUAAACAUCGCGAAGCCGCGUAUUGUUUUCGUGUCUCAGCGCACCGAAAAUCUCAUCGCUAAGAUCCUACCAAAGUUAUCCUGGAAAAUGGAUUUAAUACAGCUGGAUAAUCAACCGCUCACACCAAAUGUCCGUACUUUGACAAAUAUUUUAAAUAACGAAUCGGAUGUAGACUAUAUGAGAUAUAAACCUGUAGAAAUCGAUGAUCCCAGUCGGCACCCGUCGGUUAUUCUCUGUUCGAGUGGCACCACGGCUCGCAUCGGCAUAAAAUGCGUUCGCAAUGGCUAUGGCAUGACAGAAUUGUCGAUGGCGACUAAUUUGAGCGGACGCGACGAUGAUGAUAACGAGUUCGAAAAUCUAGGUUGCGGGCAAAUUUUCCCUGGUUUUCUCGGCAAAGUGGUCGAUCCCGAGACACAAGAGACGCUGGAGGCUGGCGAGGUGGGCGAGAUCUGCUAUCUUGGGGAUCAAGUGAUGCUGGGUUACUGGAACAACCCCGAGAUGACUAGACAGAUCAUCGAUCAGGACGGAUGGCUUCACACUGGCGACAUCGGCUAUUUCGACAACAAAGAGAGGCUACACGUGAUCGAUCGCGCCAAGGAACUGAUCAAAUACAAAGGCUCUCAAGUCUCGCCAUCGGAGAUAGAAACCGUCUUACUGUCGCAUCCCGCGGUAAAAGACGCCGCGGUCGCUGCUAAAUCCGAUGAACGCAACGGUGAAGUUCCCGCGGCUUUUGUAGUGAAGCAACCUGGCGCCACGAUUACCGCCCAAGACUUGCAGGAGUUCGUCAAACAGAAACUGUCGACGCAUAAAUGGCUGCACGGCGGGGUGCAAUUUGUUGAUGUUAUACCGAAGAAUCCUUCCGGCAAGAUUCUACGCCGCGAACUUCGAGUAAUGAUCUCUAAACUGUAAUAGUAAAAAUUAUAUGUCAAUAAGCUUACUUAUAAGUAUAUAAAUCUAUUUCAACAAAAAAAAGCAAUUUAUUUAACAGAAUACGAUAAUUUUUAAUAUUUUUCAUAUCGCUAAAAGCAAAUUGGUAAUCGCUCAAGAAAAAUCAUGGUUCGUGUGCUAAAAAACAUUUCCGCGUUAACGAACGUCUCACUGUAAAAAAGAGUGAUAAAACCGCAUUUAUUGCAGCUUCUUGUCGUUAGUUAAUUUGUAAGUAAAUCAUGAUAGAUUAAACGCGAGCGCUCAGUAAAUAGGUUCCACCGCUUGAAUAUAGCGAAACAGUACAGCGAGAGGGUGUUUCAAAUUAUGUCAUACGAUAUUACUCUUGCGCCGACUCGCGGUUCUGCGAAAAUAAGCGAAGGAUCCUGUUGUAUUACAUACGUUGACGAAAAACGCGCGAGCACGCGUGCUUCCAUAUUUUAUUAACAUUUAACAUAUCUACAUGUGUUUAAUAAAAAUAUAGUUUUUUUUAUUAUAAUUUAAGAUUGUUUCUGCUCUGUGAAUUAUAUGUAUAUUUAAAUGGCUGCAGUAUCUUGAUUGUACAAAGGUAGCAUAAUCAAUUGUUUUUUAAUUAGAAACUGUAUGUAAAAUUAAUGAGUCUUUGACUUUUUUAAAUUAAUUAAAAAAUUUAAUCAUUAAAAUAAAUAUGCUUAAAUGAUAUGAAGGGACGAGAAGAUUCUAUAGAAUUUUAUAUUAAUUUAAAUUAUUGAAUUAAUUGUAAUAUAAAAUUUAAGUUUAUAUUUGAUUGUGGAAAGAUUGCUAAAUUUUAUAAACUUUAGUUUAAAUUGAGAUAUAAAUGCAUAGAAGUAAGAAUUUAAAGAAUAAUUAGUAAUAUUAAUAAGAAUUAAUUAUCUUAGGAAUAACAGCAUAAUUAAUACUUUUAAAGAGAUCCUAUUCAUAAAAGUGAUUACUCGAUUGAAUAAAGAUAAAAUUUAGAUGUAGAAGUUUAAAAUUUAAGUCUGUCCGACUUUAAAAAUUUUACAUGAUUUGAAUUUAGACAAUAAUUAUUAUUUACAAUAUCUAACUUAUUUUUUCCUCCAUUGCGAUAAUAUACAGAUUGAACUUCUUACCAAUUCUCGUGUGUUUUCCAGUGAAUCUCCAUAGUACCUAAUUCUGAAAAUAUCUCUUUAUAACAAAAAUUACUCUUUAUAAAUAAAUAACAGAAGUUAUAGCGAA
Molecule: messenger RNA, 2798 nt
Organism: Wasmannia auropunctata (little fire ant)
Lineage: Eukaryota; Metazoa; Arthropoda; Insecta; Hymenoptera; Formicidae
Product: luciferin 4-monooxygenase-like
Exons: 6
Coding region: 348-1586 (412 amino acids)
Biological process (GO): long-chain fatty acid metabolic process; fatty-acyl-CoA biosynthetic process
Molecular function (GO): long-chain fatty acid-CoA ligase activity
Source: RefSeq, a predicted model, not a curated record